This is a messenger RNA of Ipomoea nil (Japanese morning glory), 1627 nucleotides long. RefSeq names its product type IV inositol polyphosphate 5-phosphatase 11. Gene Ontology annotation, biological process: response to abscisic acid; phosphatidylinositol dephosphorylation; response to auxin. Lineage: Eukaryota; Viridiplantae; Streptophyta; Magnoliopsida; Solanales; Convolvulaceae. Gene Ontology annotation, cellular component: plasma membrane. The transcript has 8 exons. The record is from RefSeq and is a predicted model, not a curated record. Gene Ontology annotation, molecular function: phosphatidylinositol-3,4,5-trisphosphate 5-phosphatase activity; phosphatidylinositol-3,5-bisphosphate 5-phosphatase activity. The coding region runs from base 335 to 1381 and encodes 348 amino acids.
UUUCACUUUUUCAAGGGAUGGAAAAGCCAAAUUAUUCAAACUGUUGAAGAUGUUUGGUUGCUGAUAACGGAAAAAAAGUGCGUGUGGGGUUGGCGGAUCGCUAGAUCAUUCUUGAUUUAACGCUCUACACAUAAAUGUCAACCCCUCCAAACCUAACGUUGUUUCGCAGAUACAAGUAAACAACUAAUAAUCAAACCGCGCAAAACAUCCUCAGAUCAGUUUUCCACCGCCCAAGACUUCCUGCAUGCAUUCAUAUAUAAACCCCUCCAAACCCUCUUCUUCAUAUCAGUUCUGCAGUUCCAUUGAAGCUUUCUCAGUUCUAUAAUCGUCAACAAUGGAAGGGCUAUGCGUUAAACUAUUCUCAUCAAUAAGAAAGCACAGGGUGAAGAAAAAACCGGCAAUGGGAAUCCUUAACAGCUCCGAUGAUGCCAGCCAUGAAGGUAUAAAGACGGUCGGAGUCGACAACCGGUGCGAAUUCUCCGGCAGAUCGGAUCUCUGCAUGUGCAUCAUUACUUGGAAUAUGAAUGGACAGGUGAGUAUGGAGGACAUAGAAAAACUAGUGGAAGGGAACAGAGAAUUUGAUCUACUAGUGAUUGGUCUGCAAGAGGUUCCUCGGAUUAAUAUUUCCAGAUUGUUGAAGAAUGCCCUUUCUGAUAUUCAUAUGCUAAUAGGAAAAGCAGUGAUGCAAUCUCUGCAGCUCUACAUUUUUGGACCCAAGAAUUUGGCGCCAAACAUCGGAGAGUUAAAAGUGGAUAUGCACAGCAUAGGAGGAUUUGGAGGGUUGAUAAGGAGAAAGAAAGGAGCUGUGGCUAUUAGAGUUAGCUACAAGGGAAUCUCCAUGGUCUUCGUUUCUUGUCAUUUAUCCGCACAUGCACACAAUGUGGAAGAGAGGAAUUUGGAAUUGAAGAAGAUAUCAGACUCCCUCUUCUCCAAGAAUUGGAACCCAUAUGCAAGGCCUGCCAAAGUUACAGUAUGGUUGGGAGACCUAAACUAUAGAUUGCAAGGAAUCAAGACUUAUCCUGCUAGAGAUUUGAUUCACGGAGACCUUCACAAAAUGCUAACUAGCAGAGACCAAUUAUUACAAGAGGCUGAAAGAGGGGAGAUUUUCAAUGGAUAUUAUGAAGGGGCAUUGGCUUUCAAACCUACUUACAAAUAUGAUAUUGGCAGCAGCAGCUAUGAUACCAGUCACAAGGUUAGAGUACCAUCAUGGACCGACAGAAUAUUGUUCAAGAUACACAGCAGUGACAUAAAUGCGACUUUGCAUUCAUAUGAAUCCAUAGACAAUAUCCACAGCUCUGAUCACAGGCCAGUUAAAGCUCAUCUUUGCUUAACACUGAACAGUAGUUCAGUAUCUACAAACCAGCAAGAAAGCUCACAAUAAUUCAACUCCAAAAAAGCACUACUUUUUGGUUAUGUAAAUUCAUGAUUGGAAAAGGAGUCUAAGGUGCCAAUCAAUACCGUGUUAGUUUGCAUCGAGUAUAGUUAAUGGUACAACGUACAACUUGUGCAAUUAAAAAAAAAAAAAAAUUGGUUAAGUUUGGUGCGAGUUGGUAUGGUGCUGAUCGACACCUUGUAUGCUUCCCUUUUGCUUAGAUUGGCCAUGACCCAAGUGUUAUUUUUGUCACUA